CGGGAACGAUCGGCAAAACGGAGUUCACCGAUCACCGGGAGUUUUUGGAGUUUGUUGUUAUUUGUUCGCGGGAGAGUUUAACGGUUUUACCGGAACGUCAACACCGCGACGUGUGUCACCGACAAUCGGCGACGAUGUUGACUAAAUUUGAAACCAAGUCGGCCCGCGUCAAAGGCCUGAGCUUCCACCCGAAGAGGCCGUGGGUUCUGGCCAGCCUGCACAACGGAGUGAUCCAGCUGUGGGACUACCGCAUGUGCACCCUGAUCGACAAGUUCGACGAGCACGACGGUCCCGUCAGAGGAAUUGAUUUCCACAAACAGCAGCCUCUGUUUGUGUCGGGAGGAGACGAUUACAAAAUCAAGGUGUGGAACUACAAACUGAGACGCUGCCUCUUCACUCUCCUCGGACACCUGGACUACAUCAGGACGACCUUCUUCCACCACGAUUACCCCUGGAUCCUGAGCGCCUCGGAUGACCAGACUAUUCGCAUCUGGAACUGGCAGUCGAGGACCUGCGUCUGUGUGCUGACCGGCCACAACCACUAUGUGAUGUGCGCCCAGUUCCACCCCUCUGAGGACCUGGUGGUGUCGGCCAGUCUGGACCAGACCGUGCGCGUGUGGGAUAUUUCCGGUCUGAGGAAGAAGAACCUGUCGCCCAGCGCCGUGGAGACGGACGUGCGCGGCAUCUCCGGCGUCGACUUGUUCGGCGCCUCGGACGCCGUCGUGAAGCACGUCCUCGAGGGUCACGACCGCGGGGUCAACUGGGCGGCCUUCCACCCCACCAUGCCGCUCAUCGUGUCCGGAGCCGACGACCGGCAGGUGAAGAUCUGGAGGAUGAACGAGUCCAAGGCGUGGGAGCUGGACACGUGCCGCGGCCACUACAACAACGUGUCCUGCGCCGUGUUCCACCCUCGCCAGGAGCUCAUCCUGUCCAACUCCGAGGACAAGAGCAUCCGCGUGUGGGACAUGUCCAAGAGGACCGGCGUGCAGACCUUCCGCCGCGACCACGACCGCUUCUGGGUGCUGGGCGCCCACCCCAACCUCAACCUGUUCGCCGCCGGACACGACAGCGGCAUGAUCGUGUUCAAGCUGGAGCGCGAGCGGCCGGCAUACGCCGUCCACAGCAACGUGCUGUUCUACGUGAAGGAGCGCUUCCUCCGCCAGCUGGACUUCAGCAGCAGCAAGGACACGGCCGUCAUGCAGCUGCGCAGUGGGUCCAAGUUCCCGGUGUUCAGCAUGUCUUACAACCCGGCUGAGAACGCGGUCCUGCUCUGCACCAGGGCGAGCAACCUGGAGAACAGCACCUACGACCUGUACUCCAUCCCCAAAGAGAGCGACUCCCAGAGCCCCGACGCGCCGGAGGGGAAGAGGUCCUCCGGGCUCACGGCCGUCUGGGUCGCCCGGAACCGCUUCGCCGUCCUGGACCGCAUGCACUCGCUGCUCAUCAAGAACCUGAAGAACGAGAUCGUGAAGAAGGUGCAGGUCCCGAGCUGCGAGGAGAUCUUCUACGCCGGGACGGGCUCCCUGCUGCUGCGCGACGCGGACGGCGUGACGCUGUUCGACGUGCAGCAGAAGCGCUCGCUCGCCACGGUGAAGAUCGCCAAGGUCAAGUACGUGGUGUGGAGCGCCGACACCAGCCACGUGGCGCUGCUCGCCAAGCACGCCAUCAUGAUCUGCAACCGCAAGCUGGAGAGCCUGUGCAACAUCCACGAGAACAUCCGUGUGAAGAGCGGCGCCUGGGACGAGAGCGGCGUCUUCAUCUACACGACCUCCAACCACAUCAAAUACGCCCUCACCUCCGGUGAUCAUGGUAUCAUCCGGACCCUGGACCUGCCCAUCUACGUGACGCGCGUGCGAGGCAACAGCGUCUUCUGCCUGGACCGCGAGUGCAGGCCGCGCGUCCUCACCAUCGACCCCACGGAGUACCGCUUCAAGCUGGCGCUGGUCAACCGCAAAUACGACGAGGUGCUCCACAUGGUGCGCACCGCCAAGCUGGUGGGCCAGUCCAUCAUCGCCUACCUGCAGAAGAAGGGCUACCCGGAGGUGGCGCUGCACUUCGUGAAAGACGAGAAGACGCGCUUCAGCCUCGCUCUGGAGUGCGGCAACAUCGAGGUGGCGCUGGAGGCCGCCAAGGCGCUGGACGAGCGCAGCUGCUGGGAGCGCCUGGGGGAGGCGGCGCUGCUGCAGGGCCACCACCAGGUGGUGGAGAUGUGCUACCAGAGGACCAAGAACUUCGACAAGCUCACCUUCCUCUACCUCAUCACCGGCAACCUGGCCAAGCUGCGCAAGAUGAUGAAGAUCGCCGAGAUCAGGAAGGACAUGAGCGGCCACUACCAGGCGGCGCUGUACCUGGGCGACGUCAGCGAGAGGGUCCGCAUCCUCAAGAACUGUGGGCAGAAGUCCCUGGCCUACCUGACGGCGGCCACCCACGGGCUGGACGAGGAGGCCGAGGCCCUGAAGGAGACCUUUGACCCCGAGAAGGAGACGGUUCCCGAAGUCGACCCCGACGCUCAGCUGCUGCAGCCGGCGCCGCCCAUCAACCCGCUGGACACCAACUGGCCGCUGCUCACCGUGUCCAAGGGCUUCUUUGAGGGCGCCAUCUCGGCGAAGGGGAAGGCCGGGCAGAUGGCCGCCGACCCCGACAUGGAGGCCCCGGGCGGUGAGGGCUGGGGAGACGACGCCGAGCUUCAGCUGGACGAAGACGGUUUCGUGGAUGCUCAGGAAGGAUCCGGGGAAGAAGGAGGGAUCAAGGAGGAGGGCGGAGGAUGGGAGGUGGAGGAAGACCUGGACCUUCCUCCAGAGCUGGACCUGCCGCCCGGUGGAGGCGGAGGAUCGGAGGACGGCUUCUUCGUCCCGCCCACUAAAGGCACGAGUCCCACGCAGAUGUGGUGCAACAACUCCCAGCUGCCGGUGGACCACGUCCUGGCUGGCUCCUUCGAGACCGCAAUGAGGUUGCUCCACGACCAGGUGGGAGUUGUGAACUUCGAGCCCUACAAGUCGCUGUUCAUGCAGACGCUGUCCAGAGGCCGCACCUGUUACCUGGGGCUGCCAUCCCUGCCCUGCCUGCGCAGCCAACCCCAGAGGAACUGGAAGGACUGUGGCGCAAAGCAAGGCCUGCCCGCUGUGGGCCUGCGCCUCUCCGACCUCAUCGCCCGCCUGCAGCACUGCUACCAGCUGACGACGUCGGGGCGCUUCGAGGAAGCCGUGGAGCGCUUCCGAGUCAUCCUGCUGUCCGUCCCUCUGCUGGUGGUGGACAACAAGCAGGAGAUUGCAGAGGCUCAGCAGCUAAUCACCAUCUGCAGAGAGUACAUCGUGGGUCUCACCAUGGAGACGGAGAGGAAGAAGUUGCCUAAGGACACUCUGGAUCAGCAGAAGAGGCUGUGUGAGAUGGCUGCCUACUUCACCCACUGCAAUCUGCAGCCCGUCCACAUGGUGCUGGUGUUGCGCACGGCCCUGAACCUCUUCUUCAAGCUGCGUAACUUCAAGACGGCCGCCAGCUUCGCUCGCCGCCUCCUGGAGCUGGGCCCGAAGCCCGACGUCGCCCAGCAGACGCGCAAGAUUCUGGCGGCCUGCGAGAAGACCCUGACGGACGCCCACCAGCUGAACUACGACCCCCACAACCCGUUCGACCUGUGCGGCGCCUCCUUCGUGCCCCUGUACCGCGGGCGCCCCGUUGAGAAGUGCCCCCUGUCCGGAGCGUGCUACUGCCCCACGUACAAGGGCCAGGUCUGCAGGGUCACCGAGGUGACGGAGAUCGGUAAGGAUGUGAUCGGUCUGCGCGUGAGUCCUCUUCAGUUCCGUUGAGGCGGAGGAGACGGGGACACGAGGAGGACCAACGCGUCCACACAACACGGGAGCUGAAAGCAGAAAUCUAAAUACAGACACGCGUUUGCUCAGUGAUGUUUAAACCUCUCGAAUCCUUUUAAAGUAUCUUACUCCAUGCUGCGUCGUCUCUGUGCUGUGGCCUCCUUAGAGCUGUAAACUGUCUAACCGUUGUCUCUUUCUGACUUGUGUGACAUUAAUCAUUCAGUGAGCAGCACGUGCUCUAAUGUAUCUGGGGGGGGGAAUAAUAAAUAAAUAAAUGGCUGUUUAUGAAUGGAAA
Messenger RNA from Pseudoliparis swirei, 4101 nucleotides. RefSeq names its product COPI coat complex subunit alpha (gene copa). Lineage: Eukaryota; Metazoa; Chordata; Actinopteri; Perciformes; Liparidae. Gene Ontology annotation, molecular function: protein binding; structural molecule activity. The coding region runs from base 135 to 3803 and encodes 1222 amino acids. Gene Ontology annotation, cellular component: COPI vesicle coat. The record is from RefSeq and is a predicted model, not a curated record. The transcript has 30 exons. Gene Ontology annotation, biological process: endoplasmic reticulum to Golgi vesicle-mediated transport; intra-Golgi vesicle-mediated transport; retrograde vesicle-mediated transport, Golgi to endoplasmic reticulum.